Molecule: messenger RNA, 3966 nt
Organism: Myxocyprinus asiaticus (Chinese sucker)
Lineage: Eukaryota; Metazoa; Chordata; Actinopteri; Cypriniformes; Catostomidae
Gene: gabrb3
Product: gamma-aminobutyric acid type A receptor subunit beta3
Exons: 10
Coding region: 571-2082 (503 amino acids)
Biological process (GO): regulation of membrane potential; nervous system process; signal transduction
Cellular component (GO): neuron projection; synapse; GABA-A receptor complex
Molecular function (GO): neurotransmitter receptor activity; GABA-A receptor activity; extracellular ligand-gated monoatomic ion channel activity
Source: RefSeq, a predicted model, not a curated record
GACGUGGUCAUUAAGGUCCAGUCACUGUCGCCGAAAUCAAUAGCCGAACUUUCAGUUUCAGUUUCCAAUUCUCACGUUUUCCCAAGGAAGGCAGUGGAUUUUGAGAACAUUUGAUAUAAAGUGUAUAUUGUUGCAUGUGGUUGAGCAAUAAUUCAAUUUCCACAAUAGACAAGUCAGACCUUACUUUGAUUUUAGCUUUAGCCAAAUAAGAGGCGUUAAGACAUUGACUUCAACAGAGGGUGUAUAUUCGGGACAGCACAGCAAUGGGCGUUAAAACCUAAGGAUGGAGAUCUGGCUGAGCCCCAACCACCGACUCCCCUGCCGCGAUCUCCGGUAGUGUCUUGGGCAAAAUGCAUUGUAUUUACCGAGCACCUAUCCAAAUACUACAGUCUCCUCAAGAGAGCGAAAACCCGGAUCGCAACGAAUUGUUUGUGCGUGCUUGACAGUAAUUGGAGGCAUCAAUGACUUCUUUAGCAAAGACCUUCUGAUGGAAUAGCAUUACCUGUUACCUACGUAAGGAAACCUUACAACGUCCGUUUUGUCACUCGAUUCCUUGUCUAAGUAUAAGGAAUGUUUGGUAUACAGAAACGAAGGCUGUUUGGUGUUCUUUCAUUACCGGUAAUUGUGGCUGUGAUGUGCUGUGCUCAAAGCGCCAAAGAACCAGGAAACAUGUCUUUUGUCAAAGAGACAGUAGACAAGCUGUUGAAAGGCUAUGACAUUCGUCUUCGACCAGACUUCGGAGGUGCACCGGUGGCGGUUGGGAUGAGCAUCGACGUGGCGAGCAUAGAUAUGGUGUCUGAGGUCAACAUGGAUUACACGUUGACCAUGUAUUUCCAGCAGUACUGGAGGGACAAGCGGCUAGCAUAUUCUGGCAUUCCUCUCAAUCUCACCCUAGACAACAGGGUAGCUGACCAGCUCUGGGUUCCUGACACAUAUUUCCUAAAUGACAAGAAGUCUUUUGUACAUGGUGUCACAGUGAAGAACCGCAUGAUCCGUCUGCACCCAGAUGGCACAGUUCUUUAUGGAUUAAGAAUCACCACCACUGCUGCUUGCAUGAUGGACCUGAGAAGGUAUCCAUUAGAUGAACAGAAUUGCACUCUGGAGAUAGAGAGUUAUGGAUACACAACAGAUGAUAUCGAGUUUUACUGGAAGGGAGGAGAAAGUGCAGUGACGGGUGUGGCCCGAAUAGAGCUCCCACAGUUCUCCAUUGUGGACUACAAACUUGUCUCCAGAAAUGUUGUCUUUUCCACAGGUGCCUAUCCUCGACUGUCUUUAAGCUUCAAGCUAAAGAGAAACAUCGGCUAUUUCAUCCUGCAGACCUACAUGCCCUCAAUCCUGAUCACCAUCCUGUCCUGGGUAUCCUUCUGGAUCAACUAUGAUGCCUCAGCAGCCAGAGUGGCAUUAGGUAUCACAACUGUGCUGACCAUGACCACCAUCAACACCCAUUUGAGAGAAACACUUCCGAAGAUCCCAUAUGUCAAAGCCAUAGACAUGUAUCUGAUGGGCUGCUUCGUCUUUGUCUUCUUGGCUCUGCUGGAAUAUGCUUUUGUCAACUACAUUUUCUUUGGACGAGGCCCUCAGAUGCAGAAGAAAUUGGCUGAGAAAGCUGAGAAAGCAAAUAACGACCGCAACAAAUACGAUGGCAACAAGUCUGUUCAGGAAGGAGGCAAUUGCAAGCCAUCAUCCGUUAAACAGUCCAAUCAGGUACAAGGCCACCGUCACUCAGGAGGGGUGGACUCCCAGGGAAACAUCCUUCUGACCACCCUGGAGAUACACAAUGAGGUGGCUGGGAACGAGAUCACCACCAGCGUCAGCGAGGCCCGAAAUUCCACUUCGAUGGUGUUCGAUAACUCAGGGAUCCAGUAUCGGAAGCAGAGCACAGCGCGGCCUGAGACAGGCCGCCACAGCCUGGACAGGAACGUGCAGUCCAAGAAACCGCGGCUACGCAGGCGUUCUUCCCAGCUCAAAAUCAAAAUCCCCGACCUCACAGAUGUGAAUGCCAUCGAUCGAUGGUCACGGAUAAUAUUUCCCUCUGCUUUUUCUCUUUUCAACUUGAUCUACUGGCUGUAUUACAUCAAUUAGACCUCAGAUGUCAAUGGGUUUUUCCCCCUUCACAAUCAUUUUUCAUGUUGCCAAGUGAAAAAAUAAGACUUCUUUUUGCUCUAAGGGACACACUUGUGCACCAUAUGUACAGUAUCAAGAAUUUUCUACAUUUUAACCCUUGCAGUGUUCUCAAGGGAUCCAAUGGAAUGCUACCUGCACUAAAACUGGCCAUCUCAAAUGCCCAUGACCACACAUGUAUACUCAAACAUUGUACUCAAACAAGACAUUUGUUGAAAUUUUAAAGCCACAGGACUUCCGCAUGAUGCACUCAAAGCUGUUUUUAAUUUGUACAAUCUGGAUAUAAAGUUAUGUAUUGCUUAUUCAUAUUGAGAGAUGCUAUUUGCAAAUGUUUCAUGCCAAUAAAUCUUUAUUGUCUGAGCACAGGAGAUUAUUAUUGAAAGAGCAUUAUAUUGUGGAAAUGCAACAUAAUGAGGGCUGCAGGACCAAUUACAUAUUUUGUUUCAGAGCUUGCUUCUUAAACACAAGCUCUACUAAAAUUUACACUCUGCUGUUAUGAUCUUAUUUAUCAAAGUUUGUAUAUAAUCAUGUAAUGAUAUGCUUUUGGAACUUGAUUUCCAUCUGCCUUGGGUUGAUAUGAUUAUAUGCCAAUUUUUGUAAUCAUCAUGUAAAGUGCUUCAGUACAUGUAAGGUAAGAUAAUAAUUGUACACUCAUCAUAUUUCAAUUAUAUCAAAAAGAGAUUAAAAAAAAAUAAAAUAAAAAUAAACACUGGAAAUGUGGAAUAUUUCAAUCAGGGCCUGCAAAGGAUUUCCAUGAUGUUGGCAUAAGUAUUAUAAGAUACUAUCAUCAAACAUAAAAAUAUAAAUAGACAAACAUUUCUGAUAUUUUGUUUCAGAUUUGUUGCUUUUUUCUUUUCUUCUUUUAUUUUUAUUUUUAUUUUAUUUUGUAUUUUUUUGUUAGUAGAUGUAGAUGGUAGAUUUUCAUUAUUACUCAUUGCAAGGUUUGGAUGUGUUUCUCCCUGUUUCUUUUUUUUUUGUUUUUGUUUUUUUUAGAAUGCUUGAGUCAUUAUUUUAUUAAGAUAUUGUUGGCCUUAUGCAAACAUCGCAUGGCCCAUUCAAUGCUUGUUUGGCUGAACACAUUUUGGGGAGGGUUAUUUUAGGUGAAGAUUAAUGGAAAAGCUCCUACUGCAUUUAAGAUAAUUGUACGUUGACAUCAAUACACAACUUGUCUCAGGUUCUCCCUCUACAACAUAAAAAUAGAUCCGUAUUUCGUAUUUUUCUGAUUGUCAGCAUUCACAUCAUAUUUGUUGAAAUAAUUUGUAUUAUAUGCUUGUGUACAGCAACAAUGAUUGAAUAGCAGAUUUUUCUUGAUAUUGAGAGAGCAUGAUAUUGUUUGCAUUUAAAGGAUCUACACUGAUUGUAUUCAAUUUUGUUUGGGAGACUUCUUUACCACCAUGCAGUCUUUAUAAGCACUUUCCAAUUUUCAGGGGCCGAAAACCUUGCUGUCUGGUUAGAGAGUAAUGUUAUAUAUUCAACUCAUGCUUGCAUACCAUCUAAAUAUAUUUAUAAAUCUCUUUAAAAUAUUCUGUGUGUGCUGUUAACAUGUCAUUUUGACAGGUUGCUUUGCAGUUACAUUGUGUCAGUAGAUGCUCAUUAAUACUUUACUCGCUUCUCUUGCCUCUUCUAUUGUAUGUUGUACAUAUUUAACCCACAAUCCAGAUGUGUGACUCUUUUCUUUCUCUUCUUUUUCUUUUUCUAAUUUUCUGUUUUGAGAUUUUAUGCUAUACAGUCCACCCCACAAAUCACCAGAUGACUAUUUAUGGAAUAUGUUUCAAUAAUUAGAUAAAUGAGGGGUGAAUGUCCAGAGGACAAUAUGAGGAAAUUUAAUAAACUUUACUCUUUCAA